AUGAAGAUUUUUCUUUUAGGCGCGGUGCUCUGUGCGGCGCAGAGCGUCACCGCUGCCCUCGAUGCGUCGCUCCUUGAAACCUAUGUUGAUUCUCUUGAACUCAUUUCCUCGUUUAACCCCGUUGAGGCAGCGUACUGGACUGGUUACAAGCAUCAUCGUCGUACACCGUUUGCUGUCUCUCCCGAUGGCGAGUCUGCGUACCUUGCGUACCUCGACUCCAGCGAGACGGGUGUCCACGUUCAGCAGGUUGACCCCAACACUUUUGAGGCAGUGGGGACCACCGUUACGGUGUCUGGUGGUCAAGAAGCUGGCGGUCUUGUCGCCCAUAACGACGGCUUCGCCCUUCUUACCAACGAAGCCAUGCCUUCCGGCACUACCGACGCUCCCUCUGAUAACACCCCGGUUCCGGUCCUAUACCGCUACAAAAACGGCGAACAAACCUGGAAGACCUGGCUAGGCGGCCCUGAAGUCGAGUCCAGCCAGGGCUACCUUGCUUCCCCCGACCUCAACGGUGAUCUCGUUUACUCGUCCGAAGCUGGCCUGUACGGCGCCUACUUCGUUGUCACCGCUUACUCGGGCUCUGCGUCCGGCCACUACGGCGAUGCUAUCCAGUACGUUAAUGACAGCGGCGAGCUUCAGACCAUCUCUGGUGCAACCAGCACGUGGGGCUGCAGCCACAAUACGGGUAUUGCAUUCGAAGCAGCUUCUGAAGCUCCCUUUGCUAGUAUUUGCGCAGAGGAUCAGGGUGCAAUCUGGCUGAAUACGAAUGGCCAGGGUAUGACAACUGUCGGCGUGAAGAUCUCGAAUGAGAACACGACGAAUGGUGCCUCGGGAGAGCCCAUGGGUGGUAUGAGCGGCAGCUACAGCCAGCUCGUUAAGCUCGACACGACUUCGCGGUACAUCUUCGCCUGGCCUUCUCGCGGUGCUAUUGAUGUCACCGAGAACGAGUGGAUGGGUGAAGGCUACACGCAUGUUCUCCCUCGCAACCUAAACCGCAACGUCGCCAUUGCCAUCUUCUCCGACAAAAACACCCUUGUCGGCGAGGAGGCCACCUCUGUCAUUGGCACCGAAGACGCCGAUAGCCAGAUCAACUGGAUCACCACUGGCGACGCGGACCACACGAACGUCCACGCCGCUGCCUUCGGAUCUGAAAAUGCCCUGCUUACGUGGGAAGAGAUUUCCAGCCCCAUCUGCGACGAGUUCGUCGCCAUGGGAUGCCGCGGUACGUUCGCGGGCACUUACUUCCAGCAUGUUGACAAGACUGGUGCGACUGUGGGGUCUGCCAUCAAGUCUUCUGAUGUCUAUGUUGCCGGUGAUAUGGUCAAUAUUGGCAGCAAGAUCUGCUGGCCGUAUGUGAACAUGGAGUGGGAUCUGGAUGGGACUGUGAAUGAGUGGGAUACCUCUAGCACCACGACCACGGAAAAGAUCUCUUUUGCUUGUAUCUCUCUGUCCGGGUCUGGCUCCAGCUCUUCUGGCUCUUCGGCAUCCGCAAGUACCUCUGCGCCUGGCUCCGCGACCUCCUCUGCCAUCACGACUGCGUCCGCAACUGCUUCCUCCACAGGCUCUGUCUCCCUGUCCACCUCCGUGAGCGCGGAAACGCAGGCCGUCUCCCAGACCAACUCUGAGGUUGCUACCCAGCCCGCCUCUAAAACCCCCGAGACCACCGAGACCACCGCUGUGCCCACUUCCAUUGACGCCGUCAGCGCUACUGAGCUUCCUGUCUCCACCGCAACCGGCGAGAGCGCAACCGUCACGGCUCGACCCAACAGGAAGAAAGGCAAGUGCAGGGCUCACUACCGUCACUAG
Aspergillus nidulans FGSC A4 is the source of this 1806-nucleotide messenger RNA. RefSeq lists its product as uncharacterized. The coding region runs from base 1 to 1806 and encodes 601 amino acids. Lineage: Eukaryota; Fungi; Ascomycota; Eurotiomycetes; Eurotiales; Aspergillaceae. The record is from RefSeq and is a predicted model, not a curated record. The transcript has 2 exons.